This is a messenger RNA of Actinia tenebrosa (Australian red waratah sea anemone), 671 nucleotides long. Its product is annotated as cilia- and flagella-associated protein 68. Gene Ontology annotation, biological process: flagellated sperm motility. Gene Ontology annotation, cellular component: nucleus. NCBI's taxonomy places the organism in Eukaryota, Metazoa, Cnidaria, Anthozoa, Actiniaria, Actiniidae. The record is from RefSeq and is a predicted model, not a curated record.
UGAGUGUAAUAAACUAAGGUAAAUUUUUAGCAAAACUCUUCAAAAAUGUCCUACGCUACUUCUAGAUCUAUUCCAUUUGUGAGCGUACUGCGUGCUACUGGCCAUGGAGAAGUUUGGGAUCACACAGACGACAAGAAGUUUUCUCAAUUUGGCUGGAGAUGCACGAAUAACGAGAGUUCUUAUUCACCGACACGAACUUUGGUUGGAAACUGGAAUGAACAAAGGUUCGAUAUCUCUACAUUAUCCCAAGCAAAACCCAUUCCAUCACAGUUCAGCCAUUACUUCGAGACGACCCAAAACAAGAGUUUUAACUCUAAAAACAUGAAUAAAGUACCAAAAGCUCUCAAGCACUUGGAAGCACGGGAAUCUACAGCUUACCCAGGUCAUCAGCCUGAAUUAGACCCUCCUCAUCUCAAGAAAGAGUACAACUCAUUCAUGACUACAUCUAAAGCUGCUUUUGGAGAUCCUAGCAGACUGAGAUGAAUGAGAGAGAAAUCAUCUAGAAAUGGUAGAAAUGUGACUUGUUUUUCUCAUUGGAAAUAAUAAUGAUGAAAUGCAAAGAUUGACUUUGAAUUCAAAAGAAAAUUUCUUAUAAUCUUUUUUAAUAAUUUUGUUUUAAAUCUUUUCAACUUUUUGACAAACUGAAAAGGUAUAUGAUCAAGAAUGGUUUU